UACUUUGAUAUUGAAGGAUUCAAUAAAUUUAUGGAUGGACAUUUUGAAUUACCAUUUGGUAUUCUUUAACAAUUUAUUGAACCAGCAGAUGAUCGCAAUUGUAAAUUAACAAGUUAUUAUUACAUAGCACAAAUUUAAGCAUUCUGGAGUAAAUCAGUUACUCUAUUCACUAAAAGAGUUUGCAAGAAAUCAUUCACCAAUAAAUCAAUGAAUAUUUAUGAACGACAUUGUACUUUUGAAGGACCUGAAUAUUUCAGUGAAGCAAGUAUCAUCAUCUUCUUCAUAGUUUAUUCAAGCUUAAGUUAAAGAUUUCUAAUCUUAGAGAAUCUCUGAACAAAUCGAUAAAAUGAUCUCUCAUCUUGAUGCUAUUUCUUAUGGCAAAUUGAAUAUUUCAUAAGGCACUUUCUAUUUCAAAGUAGAUAAAAAAGCUAGAUGUUGGUUCCUUUUUUGUGGUAAUCUCAAAUUUGAAGAUGAUAAACAUCUUAAAAAUCUACCUAAAGAUCUCUAUACUUAAUCUUAAAUAAAAGUAUUAUAUCAUUUUAUUUAUUAAGAUACCUAAAUCAAUUGAUAAUUUAAUGUCUGUAUACAAUUCAAGACCUCUAUAAUUGAAUAGAGAACAUAAAUGUAUUAGAUGUGGUUAAUUGGAGAAGGGAUCAAACUUUGUAGAAGUUCCUUAUCAUUUUUUAAUUGAUUUACCUGAAAAUCCACUUCCUGUUGAAAAAUGGCCUCUCGAUAUUAAGAAAUCAGCCAAGUAAGUAAAACUAAGUGGUGCUAAUCAAGAAAAGCUUGCUUAUGUCAAUACUAUAUCCUAAAUACCAAUGACUUUCUAGAAAAUACAUGAAUAAAUAAACAUUUAAAACUAUCAAGAAUUCAAAUAAUCUUAAGGAUUUAAGUAUAAAACAAUCACAGUUUGUUUAGAUUGUUAUUUUAUAAUGGGUAUAAAUAUAUAUAUUUAUAAUAUAAAUAGUUGAAAAUUAGGAAAGAUUAGCUAUGAAAGAAGUUACAUCAAAAGAGAAAACAAGUAUGUCAAGAGUGAAAUCUAAAUAAUUUUAAAGGAAAGAACAAAAUCUUAAUCAAUUUUUAAACUCAACUCAAUUAUUCAAAUAAGUUAAAUCUGUAAAAAACUUUAAAAUGAAAGAAAUACCUUCACAAACACCCAUUACAAAACAAAACACAAUUUAAAAGUAUGUAAAUUUAAGAUUGAAUAAUUGUAAAUCAGUUACUCCUAUAAAAUAUUCAAUUGAAAUGCCUUCUACUGCUGAUUAUUUAUCUAGGAAUACUAAAUCUACCUACUAAGAUUUGAGUUCAACUUAUAAAUUCAAAAAUAGUAGAGAAAAUUACAAUUAAUCAUUAUAGGAAAGAUAAUAAAAUAGAUUGAUAGAAAUAAAAGAUGAAUAAGAAUGA
This is a messenger RNA of Paramecium primaurelia, 1404 nucleotides long. The record is from the annotation of a GenBank genome assembly. Lineage: Eukaryota; Ciliophora; Oligohymenophorea; Peniculida; Parameciidae.